Molecule: messenger RNA, 534 nt
Organism: Dibothriocephalus latus
Lineage: Eukaryota; Metazoa; Platyhelminthes; Cestoda; Diphyllobothriidea; Diphyllobothriidae
Source: the annotation of a GenBank genome assembly
CUGACCUUUUGCAUUCUCUGUCGUAGAACUUUCGACGUUGCUGUCGAUGUGGGCUGCGGUCGUGGACACUUAGCCCAACAUUUAACGAGUGAUACUGUUAACUACCUCUACCAGUGCGACAGUUGCCUGGAUAUUCUGAAACAAGCGAACCCCUCACCAGACGUUGAAACCAUGUUCCUCAAUAUCGACGAGGAGAGCCUUCCGUUUCAGGAGAACUCUAUCAAUCUCUUCCUCAGCUGCCUUGGCCUUCACUGGAUCAACGAUCUACCGGGAACUUUCUCUCAGGUUUUACGAAGCCUCAAGCCGGAUGGUUGCUUUCUGGGUGUCACCUAUGGAAUGGACACCCUGUUUGAGUUGCGUGUCGCCCUCCAGUUGGCAGAGAUGGAACGUCUGGGCGGCUUCUACCCUCACGUCAGCCCUUUCAUCGACAGUGCUCGACUAGGUGAUCUCCUCCAAGAGGCUGGCUUCAACCUCAUCACCUUGGUGAGCUUGCAACUGUUUCCUCUGCAAACCCCAGAGUACUCUCUGUUUUAA